UAUAGCUUUUUUGAAGGGAAGAAAAUGUUUCUCAUCAUCAUUGGUACUCAUCUUCCUCCAACCCAUGAUCGUCUCUUCCCUGUGUAGCCUCUUCCUAUGGCUGAAUGUCUCUGUUCACCAGCCUUAGGCUUGUAUCUUCAUUUGGACUCAGCCUUUGCACCAACCUACUUCAUUUAUAUCCUUUCUUUCUUCAAUCAUCAUCAUCAUCAUCAUCGUCAUCAGUAUCAACAACAUCAUCAUUAACAAAAUCAUUUUGCCUUCUCCAUUGACACACAGUCAUAAAUCUUUGAUCUAAAAACGUUUUCUUUUUGCUUACAUUUGCUCCUCUCUUAUCCUGCUUAGUCUCCAGUCUCUCUGUUUUCACCGUUACUGUUUUUACUUAUAAACAUUGAUUUUGCAUUUUUAAUUUAUGCUUACUUAAUUUAACCUUUUUAAUAUUCAGUUUAUUAAUUUAUUCAUCAGUAAAUAUUGCUCAAAAUUACUUAAUUCAUUUUCACUCAAUAAUUAUUUCAACUUGGAUCAAAGUAAAAACCUUUCGUUGCCCAGUUCACCAUCUUUUUACAAUGUGUAUUUUGUUUGUGGAUAUCUUGUAAAGCCUCAUGUUUUGACUACCUCAACUAGAUUCAAUUUGAUUUUAAUUUUUUUAUUGAAUCUUUCAUGCUAUAACCAUCUUUAUCGGCUGUUAAUGUUCAAAUUUCAAGUCAACAUUUCAUUGUCCACUCUUUGCUUCUUCUAGUGCCUCAAACUCAUCACAAGUCAUCAUAUUUAUUUAAUUCAUCUUGUGUCUAAUUUUCAAAAUUUUACUGGUUUUACCUCUUCUUCUGUUUCCAUAUUUCAUUUUAUUGGACUUGUAACACAAUCUUGAUAAUGUCAUGUCUUCCGUACUUCAUUGUAUCUUUCUACCUCUAUUCAACUCUCCUUGCUUCUAUCGUUUCUUUGGAUUUGAAUACAGAAGAAGAAUCUAACACUACCAGAUUUGACUCAAUUGAUCAAGAAAUAUUGGACAUUCUUCGUGGUGAUACAAUAACAAAGCUUGAACACGAUGAACGUGGUCAAUGUAUUUUCGUUAAAUCUGAUGAAGGUGUUUAUUCAUAUACAUCACCUGGAAACAUAACCGAAGUCUGUGGCCUUUAUGUGAUCGCUCAACCUGAUCAAACCGUUACCUUUGAAUUUGAAAAUUUUUCAGUUGAUUGUACAGACAAUGGACUUAUAAGUGUUAUAAAUGGAUGGGAAUUGAAUGGACAAUUUUUUCCAGCUAUAACGGAUCAUCCUGUACCAAGAGAUGAGCGAUAUCAAGAAUAUUGUGGCGAUAAAAAGCCCAAUAAAAAAUUUGAAAUGUCACAAAAUGUUGGCCUUAUUGAAUUCCAAGUGCCCAGAGAAGGAGAUGGAUUCAAGAUAAUAGUUAAAUUCCAGAAUAAUCCUGAACCCUGUAAUGCUAUUCUUCGAGAUCCUCAAGGAGUUUACACGAUCAAAAAUUUUGGACGAAAAACCAAUUGCAGUGUUUCCAUUAUGUUUCCCGAAAGUUUCCAGAUAAUAUCAACUGACAUUGGUGUGCGCACAAAGGAAGGAGACUCUGAUCCGAUUGCCAACAAUAAUACAGUUGAAACUGGACUCAUGAGAGAAUGUAAAACCAGUGGUGUUUCUGAUUAUGUUGAGAUAAUUGGUGGCGAUGGCUUAGACACGGAUAUAAUGAAUGUCGCUGGAGAAUUUUGUGGACUUGAAUUUCUUCCAGGGAAAAUCCAAAUUGACAUUGCCUGUGGUAAUACAGCUGUUAGGAUGGUUUCAAGUGGACGCUAUGAAAAUUCAAUCACAAUUGCCUUUGAUUUGAUAACUCAAUUUUCAACAUCCAAUUUAAUCUGUCCAACGUUUCGUGAUUUCCAGUCCAUUGAAUAAUUUAGAUUGGCCAUAAUCUCAGUUGAAUUAAUUGCUAAUAAAGUCAAAUGGGUUGACCAUUCUUUGCAAAAUACUAACCUUGCUUAAAGUACUUUGGACGUUAAAUCGUACCUGCCAUGAAAUCUCAACCAAUAAAUUUAUCAUGUAAUAAGAAUAAAUUUUGUUACCUUUCAACAAAGAGAAAAGGAAAUUUCAA
This is a messenger RNA of Tetranychus urticae (two-spotted spider mite), 2089 nucleotides long. Its product is annotated as corticotropin-releasing hormone-binding protein. NCBI's taxonomy places the organism in Eukaryota, Metazoa, Arthropoda, Arachnida, Trombidiformes, Tetranychidae. The record is from RefSeq and is a predicted model, not a curated record. Gene Ontology annotation, biological process: hormone-mediated signaling pathway; negative regulation of corticotropin-releasing hormone receptor activity; negative regulation of corticotropin secretion. Gene Ontology annotation, molecular function: corticotropin-releasing hormone binding.